This is a messenger RNA of Helianthus annuus (common sunflower), 790 nucleotides long. Its product is annotated as FCS-Like Zinc finger 6. Bases 180 to 509 code for a protein of 109 amino acids. The transcript is spliced from 2 exons. NCBI's taxonomy places the organism in Eukaryota, Viridiplantae, Streptophyta, Magnoliopsida, Asterales, Asteraceae. The record is from RefSeq and is a predicted model, not a curated record.
AAAAAGUAGAAUUGUAAGAGGGAUCCUGAAAUAAAAAGCAACGAGAAUCUCUUCCCUCUAUUAGUUCCCCCACUCUCACUCCUCUCCACCAUCUCUCUCUCUCUCUCAAACUUAAAAGUCGUCUUCUUCUUCAUCUCCUGUUUCUGUUCGAUUGUGCAAAGAAAGAAAGAAAAAGAAGCAUGUUGUUGGGGAAGAGACAACGGCCUCCGAUGAAGAGAACCACCAGCAUGACAGAAUUCACCUUGGACACCAACAACCCACCCGAUCACCGCUUCUCCUCUAAGCUCCACCGCCGUCACUCCUACACGCACACAACCUCUCAUUUCUUGACCGCUUGCCAUCUCUGUAACCGCCCACUCAUCCCCGGCCGUGACAUCUUCAUGUACAGAGGUGAUAGUGCGUUUUGCAGUUUAGAGUGUAGACAACAUCAAAUGAAUCAAGACGACAACAACAAACACACUACUACCACUUCUCCCAACGCCUCCGAGACUCUUGUUGCAACUAUGUAAAAUUUUAUUUGUUUCUAUUCUACUUUGUUUCUCAUCGCCCCGCCUCGCCUCGCCUCGCUUAUAUAUAUAAACAUUCCGACAAAUAUCUCAUAUAUUCUUCUUCUUGUUGUAUAAAUUGCAACUCAAGUAUGUGCCAGGGGAUGGAUCUAAACUUUGCAAAUUAAUAUCCCAACUAAUAUCAUAUUUUGCAAGUUUAGAAUUGAAAUUGAUGAUAUGUAAUUUCCCCUAUGUAAUUACUACUACAUGAUUAUCAACAUGACUCGUUUAUGUUUGAAACGUAA